AUGGGGCUGCUGGCCGCGCGGGGCCGAAUGGGCCUGGGGAGGCGGCCCAACUGGUGCAGAACCCGGUCGGGCUGGGGCACGCGCUGGCAGGCGGACGACGACUGUGGCGGCGCAUUUUACUGCAACGGGGCCGGCGGCACCACAAUCACAACGGCGGAGAUCACGCUGGGCGACCCCGCGGCGCUGGACUUCUACGACGUGAGCCUCGUGGACGGCUACAACGUGGCCAUCGCCAUGGCGCCGUACCACGGCUCCGGCGCCAACUGCCGCGCCGCCGGCUGCGUCAGCGACCUCAACAGCGUCUGCCCGGCCGGCCUGGCGGUGCGCGGCGGGAACAAGGUGGUGGGGUGCCGCAGCGCGUGCGCGGCCUACGGCAACGCCGAGUACUGCUGCACGGGGCAGUUCGGCGGGCCGCAGCAGUGCAAGCCGACGAGCUACUCCCGGCUGUUCAAGCGGGCCUGCCCCAAGGCCUACUCCUACGCGUACGACGACCCGACCUCCAUCCUCACCUGCAGCUCCGGCACCUCCUACGUCGUCACCUUCUGCCCCCACCGCCGCUAGAGCUAGACCGUAUCGCCGUCGUUCCAGACAUAGAGACGCUGGCGUUGUUGCUGUUUGUUCUUGGUUCUUGCUGUCUCGUGGUACUGUUAGCGUCGGGAUAAUAACACUAGUAGUGUUAGUAGA
Lolium rigidum is the source of this 684-nucleotide messenger RNA. Its product is annotated as thaumatin-like protein. Gene Ontology annotation, biological process: defense response. The record is from RefSeq and is a predicted model, not a curated record. Gene Ontology annotation, cellular component: extracellular region. NCBI's taxonomy places the organism in Eukaryota, Viridiplantae, Streptophyta, Magnoliopsida, Poales, Poaceae.